GUCUCCACAGCGCCCCGUGGUUGCUACUGAAGUUACCAUUAGCAACUGGGCAGCGCCCGGUGGAGCACAUCUCACCGCUGUCGAUGCUGUCCUUGUAAAAGCAGUACUUCCAGCUCUCCUUGAUUUUAAUAACAAGUCAAGGCAUUGACAGAGAAGUGUAUCAUAAGCUGUGGAGAUAUUGAUGAUGCUGACCAUUUUUAACACGUCAAGUUGCUGAAAUUGGCACUACCAUGUUGCCAGGAGUCGGUGUAUUUGGCACCGGGAGCACAGCCCGAGUGCUGGUCCCAUUAUUGAAAGCUGAAGGCUUUGACAUUCAUGCACUCUGGGGUAGAAGUGAGGAGGAAGCGCGCUGCUUGGCAAAGGAGCUUGGCAUCCCAUUUCACACCAGCCGAUCUGAUGAUGUCCUUCUGCACCAAGACGUCGACCUCGUUUGCAUCUAUAUUCCUCCCUCGAUGACAAGGCAGAUUGCGGUCAAAGCACUGGGUAUAGGUAAAAAUGUCGUGUGUGAAAAAGCUGCAACAGCUGUGGAUUCAUUCAAGAUGGUUACAGCAGCCAGAUACUACCCCCAGCUGCUCAGCAUUAUGGGUAAUACCCUUCGCUUCCUACCAGCUUUUGUUGCAAUGCGCCAGUUGCUGGUGGAGGGUUACGUUGGUGAAAUCCAGGUGUGUGAUGUCCGAGUCUACGGCCCAAGCCUCCUGGAUCAGUCAUAUGGCUGGACGUGUGAGGAGUUGAUGGGAGGAGGCGGCCUACACACUGUCGGCUCUGCCAUCAUUGAUCUUUUAAGUUAUCUAACGGGUGCACGAGCCCAACGUGUUCAUGGUUUACUGCGGACAUUUGUACAACAGAACGGCUUGAUCAGGGGCAUUCGCCGCGUCACCAGCGAUGAUUUCUGUUUCUUUCAAAUGUUGAUGGGUGGAACUGUGUCGAGCUCUGGUGGCGUGUGUUGCACUGUGACUCUGAACUUUAACAUGCCGGGGUCAUUCCUGCACGAGGUUAUGGUUGUUGGUUCAUCUGGAAGACUGGUCGUCAGGGGGACCGAGCUGUAUGGUCAACGCAAUGGGAGUAAAGGUGAGGAGCUGUUGCUUGGUGACAGUGGGUGGACAGGACCCGAGGUGAGAGAGAUGCCCCUGCCUCACCUGCAGGGGUUGAGCGCGAUGGUAAAAUCACUGAGACAGUCUUUUCAGUCUCAUGAGGAGCGCAGGUCAUGGGAACGAGGCCCUGUUGCCAUGGCACCAACAUUUGAGGAUGGUCUGUAUGUGCAGACGGUGGUGGAGGCGGUAAAGCGGUCCAGCUGUUCUGGAGAAUGGGAGUGUGUGGAGAUCAUGAGUCAAGAGCCAGAUCCAAAUCACAACCUGUGUGAGGCUCUGCAGAGAAACAAGAACUAAUUAUUUUUAAACACCAGGUGCAACGCUACUACAAAUCUAAGCUCUGAAUGUUUCCCCUUAACUCUGCUGCUCAGGCAAUUUCCAUGAUAUGACUACUUUCUGCUUUAACAUCUGAUAUAAGAAAACACAACUGUGUGGGGAAUAUCUUUACUCUCUCAGUUUUUAGGUUCAUACACUAAGUUAGAUGAACACAGCUCCAUUAUUCUGAUUCUCAACAGAAGACUUUAUAAUAUACAAAUGUAUUUGUGUCACUUGUCAAUAUAUUAUUCACCUGUCCAGAAAACAGUCACAAUCAUUGUGCUCAUUCACUGAAGCUUGACUUUGGAGAGGCAUGACUGCAAAGUUCCCACUGAAAAAUAAAGGUAAACAUCACAUGUCAGGUAGAAACCAAACAAAUGUUAAGGGCGAGUCUGUCAUAUUUGAGAUAAGUUGCCUGCAUACAUCUGGCUAUUUUAAGAAGGAUGUAGGUUUUUGUAUUUUCUUAGCUCAACCGUCAUCCUUGUAGUUGGACAAGAGCACGGCUCUUUCUUAGGUAUGAGGAAGAUUUUUUUUAAUGUCCUCUUUUAAGGUGUUUUUUGGUGGUUAAAGAGUUGGAGAUUGUUAUACACCAAUGCAUUGUUGACAGUACAUCAGCAGUAGCUGUUUUUUGAACAGAACAGGUUUGAGUUUUGAGUGAUAAGCAGACCAAAGGUUUUUGUACUUAAUCAAUUCAAAUAUUUUCACUUCUUUAACAGAUUGACCCAAUUCAAUUUGAGACAAUAUUUAUAGCUUACAUGUUGAUUUAUUUUUGGUGUUUAUUUAUUCACAACACUUACAGCACCUUAUUCUAAAAGGAAGAGUUUACCUCAGACAGAAAUGUGAAUGUCACAACAGGUCAAAGAUUUGACUAACAAAAUCCUCUCUCUGUGUGAAGAGUGUUGACUGGCAGAAUUUAAAUGACGCUCCACCCGAGCUAAGCCUCUGCGAAAUGUAGAAUAAGAAUAAUGGAGCUGUUUAGAGUUUACUUUCUGAUUUUUUUUAAUGCGUAAGAUGCAAUUUUUUAAAAGUGGGGAUGAUUGUAUGAGGUGCUUUUGGGUAUUUGUCUUGUGGCAUAUAUAAGAAACCAGGGAUUAAGUUAAAUAAGCUAUGUAGAGUAAAAUAAAUAACUUUAAUUUUUUAGCGUUGCCCCUCAAAAAAUUCCUGAUUCUGAAAGGGAUGCUCAAUUUUAAAUCUUAGAAGAUGUACUUUGAGCCAAAGUGUGAAAAGUUUGUAGUUUCCUUUUUUGCAGCUGUUUAAGUGAGCUCAAGUUCAUGACGGAUUAAAGUUUUCACAUGUUUUCAAUGUGGUGGAAAAUAUAUCUAAACUUCAAACAAACACUCAUCAUCCAUGUGCUCAGUCAUUUUUUCACCUACAUGUACUACAUGAAUUUAAAACUGCUUCAAGAAGCAGAUAUUCUGGUCUGAUUUUCCUUCAGAGAAAUAGAUUCAUGUAGAUGUUCUGUCUUUUUUUUCUGCACUUGAAAUGAAUGGAUGGUUGUCCUUUCAAACAAAUUCAAAUAGUCCGUGAAGAAGGAAACUACCACCUUUCACAGCC
This is a messenger RNA of Labrus bergylta (ballan wrasse), 2957 nucleotides long. RefSeq names its product glucose-fructose oxidoreductase domain containing 2 (gene gfod2). Gene Ontology annotation, molecular function: nucleotide binding. NCBI's taxonomy places the organism in Eukaryota, Metazoa, Chordata, Actinopteri, Labriformes, Labridae. The record is from RefSeq and is a predicted model, not a curated record.